CAUCACACUGCUUCCGUUGGCACUUACACGGAAAUCAAUCUCAACUGGAUGAUUGUUUCCACUUCUCCCUCUGGAAGUUGAAAAACAUUAGCCAUCCAGAUGUGUAGGGGUUUGGCUGCAUUGCCCAGUACUUGCAUUGAGAGACCCAGUGCUGAGGACACACUCCAAGGAGGUCAGCUCUUCGAGAAGCUCCUGGCUAAUAAACAUGGUGUGGCUGCAUUCCGUGCAUUCCUUUGCUCUGAGUUCAGCGAGGAGAACAUUGACUUCUGGCUUGCCUGUGAAGACUACAAGAACACAAAGACCAGCUCCAAACUCAUGCUCAAAGCCCAGAAGAUUUACGAUGAUUUUGUCAAAGUCCAGGCACCAAAGGAGGUGAACCUUGACUCACUAACCAGAGUAAUCGUGACCAGAAACUUGACCAAUCCCAACAACUCCUGCUUCCAAGUGGCCCAGGAGAGAACAUACAGUUUGAUGGAGAAAGAUUCCUUUCCCAGGUUCCUGAAGUCAAACCUAUUCUUUGAUUUGCUUAAAUACAUAUAGAAGUGAGAUUUCCUGCCGUGGGUUCGAUCCUUCUGUGUCUCAACCCAUUCAGCAUUUCACUUUUCAGGCACUUGCUCUAGUUUUAGCCACUUCCUGCAUAUCACAUUUGCUUAGUUUCAGCAAACUAUGUAGAUGCCUCAGUAGCCAUUUUGAGAUGACCAAGUCUGCCAUCCCAGGAGGAAUGUUGUGAGAUUGAGAGAUAAUUGUGACCCAAUCCUGUCCUGUCUUAGAUUCAAGGAUGGUUAAAGGAUUUUUUAAAAAAUGUGCAGUCGAUGCAAUUAAACCCAGGAAACACAACCACAAUCACAUUGCAAGCACUAUUUGCAAAAAUUGAUGACAAGCUUGCAGUCUGUGUGUUAGGUUCUUUUUCUGAGCUUUCGCCCACGAAAUGCAAAUUGCACACACCAACUUCUGCAAACUGUUAAAAGUUUAAUAAAGCUUGUACAAGCUAGGUAACCUCUCUGAUACUCUUCGCGGGUACGCGAAGUCGAGUCAGAAGAGAGACCCCAAAUAAAGAAAAUACAUCCCCUUUAUACAAGUCAGUUGGCAAUGUUACAGAUGCUCUGGCCAUUCCCUCAUUGUCACAUGCCACUCAAGACAAUCCCAAGUCACUCACAGCCACAUGUUACCCUAGGUACAAUGGCAGGAUGAGAUCAUCCAUGGAGAUAAUGCAAAUGCUAAUGGCCUAAUGCUGGGUAUUCGUCAUGCAGAUGAUUUCCUGACUCAGUGUUUCCGCAAGACAAUGCAGAUGCUACAAACUUAGCUUCAUGGGAUGGCCAGAAAGCAUUGCUGAAUGGAAGAGAUGGAACGAUAGUUUAACUUGACAAAAGCAAGGGAGAGUAAUGGCAAAUGACUGUCUAAUUGGAGUGGAAGUCACUUGCAUUCCUUCAUAACUGUCAUCCCCACCCAAGGACAGUGCAGGUUAACCCUUUAAUAUUAAUGUCCAGAGAGAUAGUCCCAUUUAAUGUUUAAAAUUACAUGUCGAUGAAGUGAGCAUUGCAAUGACUUUAAAUGACGGAUAUUGGUAAUAGUCGUUGUGGUUCUGUUCGCCGAGCUGGGAAUUUGUGUUGCAGACAUU
Molecule: messenger RNA, 1618 nt
Organism: Chiloscyllium plagiosum (whitespotted bambooshark)
Lineage: Eukaryota; Metazoa; Chordata; Chondrichthyes; Orectolobiformes; Hemiscylliidae
Source: RefSeq, a predicted model, not a curated record